Messenger RNA from Hyaloscypha bicolor E, 998 nucleotides. RefSeq lists its product as uncharacterized. Gene Ontology annotation, cellular component: cytoplasm; nucleus. The transcript is spliced from 4 exons. The record is from RefSeq and is a predicted model, not a curated record. NCBI's taxonomy places the organism in Eukaryota, Fungi, Ascomycota, Leotiomycetes, Helotiales, Hyaloscyphaceae. The coding region runs from base 1 to 804 and encodes 267 amino acids.
AUGCGGAUUCUUUGCCUUCACGGAAGGGGCUCAAAUAACGACAUUUUCAAGAUGCAGACUGCUGGGAUUCGAUCAUUGCUGGAUGACUAUGAAUUUGAUUUUGUCCAAGGCCAAAUGCCCCACGUAGAAGGAAACUGGUCCCUCCAUACGACCGACUUUGCGAAGUCCAAACUUUGGGGUUACUUCAAUUUGCUCGAUCUACAGGACGUGGAGGAUGUCGAGCGUCAGCUGCUACAACUCGCGAUCGAAGAUGGCCCUUAUGACGGAAUACUGGGCUAUUCGCAAGGUGCGACUCUCGCUGCGCAAACUAUUAUCCGACACAACCAAGAGCAUCCAGAAGCACCGAUACAAGAUAUGCCUUUCCGAUUUGCAAUCUUCUUUAAUGGCGCAACUCCAAGUAAGGUUUUUGAAAUGUCCGAAACCCCGAUUCCUGUCUCUGUGGAAUCUGUGGCAAACGAACCGGAGGCAAUGCAUUUCCUCAGCCAGAUGAAAGCCAACCCGCUUCUCCAUACCACCAAGCUCUUUCCAGCGAAACUGCCCAACGGACGCCCAAUCCUUACCGACUCUAAGCAGGGCAUGCUAAAGUGCAAUGCUGCCCUUGACGGCACGCUGAUCAAUAUUCCAACAUUGCACGUGCGGUGUCCUGGAGAUAGAGAGGAAUACGGGCAUGAGUUGUAUAAAUUGUGCGAACCUCAGCUAGCACAGCAAUACUUUCAUGAACAUGAGCACGACUUCCCAAGAGGUUACGACGAGAUGAGAAACAUAGCAAGAUUAAUUAGAUCUACAGCAGAGCUUUCCAUUUGAGGCUGAGGUCAUAGAAAGAGGGCUUGGAUUUCAGAGAUUUCCUCUGAGAAACUUCAGCCCUCGCCCUGAUUAGCUGCGUAGGGCGUGGAGUGAUAUAUGAUUUUGACGCCACUUCAUCUCUUAUCCAUCUACUUCAGCCACUACCUGAUAGGAAUAUCCCUAAAGUGGGAUUACUACUCAACCGUGAAUCUAAG